This is a messenger RNA of Ectocarpus sp. CCAP 1310/34, 710 nucleotides long. The record is from the annotation of a GenBank genome assembly. Lineage: Eukaryota; Phaeophyceae; Ectocarpales; Ectocarpaceae.
AUGGACGCCUACCGACGGUCGAGGGUCGCCGUUGCUCCCACGCGAUCAAGUGCACCGGCAGAGGCAUCUCGAUUACAUCCCUGCGGGUCGUCGCCGGCGCCUCCACCAACAUCGACAACGACGAGGACCGCCAUCACGCCCCAUCAUCGCCAACGCCAGCACCAACACCAGCAACUGAGCCGCCAACACUAACACCAACAACGAAGACGACGACGACGACGACGACGACAAUAGUCCAGGACGGGAAACGUGCUGCUGACGACCACCAUCACACCCUAGCACCAGCACCGGCAAUAGCACGCAGGCUACCGACACCGACAACGACAACGAAGACGACAACAGCAACAGUCCGGGACGGAAAGUGUGCGACGGCUACAGCUAUAGCUGCUGAAGGUGGAACCCCGAACAACACCAACAGCGAUGACGACCACCACCGUCACGCCGCACUAACGCCAACGCUAGCGCCAGCACCGGCAGCCGCACCCAGGCUGCCAACACCAACACCAACAAAAACAACGAUAACUGCAGCCCGGGGCGGAAAAUGUAUUACGGCUACAGCCGGCUUGGCAAGGAACGGAGGCGUUGUUGGUGGCGGACCGGGGGGAGGUGCUCGGAAAAAGCGUCCCCGCCUGGUUUUCGAUCGUAACGCCGCCCAGCUGGUGCGAGACUCAACAGCAGCGGCAGCGGCGGCAUCGGUGGAUAGCUCCAAG